Messenger RNA from Xyrichtys novacula (pearly razorfish), 6227 nucleotides. Lineage: Eukaryota; Metazoa; Chordata; Actinopteri; Labriformes; Labridae. The record is from the annotation of a GenBank genome assembly.
AUGCCCACCACCAACAGAAUCAUUUCUGACAGCAGGAAGACAGACAGAGGUGACACUUUCUGCAUUUUUUUUUUUUUUAAUCUUAGUUCUAUUACUUUAAAUCUAAGACUUUUCUAUUGUAUUGCAUGUACAGUUAACUCCCUCUGUCAUCUUCAACCCUUUAAUAUGAACUCAACAUGUGUGCUUUUAUAUCCAAUGCAAAGCUCAUCACUACUAAAGCUUUAAAUGAAUUGAUUUAAUAACCUCAGCAUGCGUUUGCAGUAGUGAGUUAUUUUUUUUUUAUUACUGCCUGUGAUACAGACUCCAAGAGCACGGGUCAUCAGGCUUUAUGUGCGUGUGUAAAGCACAGUAUUUCACUAGCUGAUUUCAUGCUUGUCGUAACCAGAGGCAUUUAAUGGUUUUACUGCCUUGAAGCGAGGGUCUGCUUGUGUCAACACGAUCAGCAUUUACAAAGAUUGAACAGCCUAUGCAUUGAACACUAUGCAUGGAGAGUAUACUAGCAGUCAUCGAGCAAAGAUGCAGCAGAUAUCCAUAAAUUGCAGUCUGGACUCACAGCUGUUUGCUUGUAUAAACUAUAAAACAGACUUAAUUGAAGCAGUUACAUAAUUUGCAUGGAGUGUCGUUUUUGUUUUAAGUCAUUUUUGGUGUCAUGAAUCUAUUUAGCGCUAAAGAUCAUGAGUUAUGGGUUAUCUUCUCACUCUGUCAUACGUGGAACAAAUGCAGUAGGACAGUAAUAGCCUAUUAUCGCAAUCUUUUUUCAAAUCUCUUCACAACUUGACUAAUGAGUUCUGUAUAAGUCGGCUCCAUGGAGGGUUUGGAGUUGCUUUAAAGCUUAAAUAUUUUGUAUGGUGUCAGGUUGUGAAGAGACCGGACAAUGCAGCUUAUUUCCAUCACCUUGAGCUAAAUUUGGACAGGUGGCUUAAAAUUCCUACAUAUUAUCUGUCAGCCUCCAGUCAACAGAGAGAUAAAUAUCAGCUCAUUUAGACAUGACGCGCAUACUGAGAGACAAGAACUGUUAGCCUUGAAAAACAGAUGAAAUUGUGACUUAAGCUCUGGUGGAGAGCACGUUCACCUUUACGUCUUUGUUUCAAUAUUUACACAAAAUUUAAUCUGCCUCACAAAUCCUAAAAUGAUGCAAUGUGAACAAAUUAGAUUGUAUACUUUGGAGAUGGUGGUUGGUAAAAAUAAAGCACAGAGUUAUGUUAGUCUAUGUUGACAUCUUUAUGGUGACAGGGUUAGGUGUCUCCUCUUUUCGAUGUCCAUCCGGAGACUGCUUGUUAACACAUGAAGGCUAAGAUAAAGUUUCAAAGUUGGCAUAGGGCCCAAUAUUGUUAUAUAAGCGUAGCACAUCGAUUAUUGUUUCUAGGAAUGCUACAACAGCACUGCACCUCUUACUGAGCUUCAAUUCAAGUAGAAACACCAAAACACUUAUUGAUUCCAGUUUGCAAUAAACUCUUUUAAUCAAACAAAAUCAACUUUGUUAUCAUGAUCCUGCAUGCGCAACAAUUUUACUCUAUGAUCUAAAGCCAAACUACUUUUCAUUUCAGGAGUUUGUUUUCCUUCACUUUAUUCCUCUCGUUGUUAUUUGCACCAUGAUACCAAUGUUGAAUCUAUUUGAACUUACCCAACCUUGGCUGGCAGCUUGUCUCACUCUUCUUAUCCAAUUAACAGCCGUGAGCUUUACACGCUGCUCGGGUGUGACCACAGCCAACCCCUGCAGCAUCAGGGGUGUCUGGAUCAUCCUAACAGCCUGGCAUGAAUCAACUUCUGGCUAAACAAAAGCACGCACUAGCUGAUGUGAUGAUCUGACAGAGGCAGAUGGUUUGCUAAAUAUAAGCACCUUUUUUUUUUGAGCCGUCUCACUAUCAUCAGUUGAGAGACAUGCCGCUGCUAAACUGCUGUAUUUAUAACGCUCAAGUAUGUCACCCCUGAAGUAAGUUCCUGUUUCCCUCUAAUCUUAUUUCAGCAAAGAAAUCCAAAGCUGAAAACUCGGGUAAGGCAAACGUUCUGCUCCAGCCUGUAUAAAUGUUUUAUAAGCUUGGAUAAAAUCUUCGAACAUCUUCAGUUCCUCUGACCCUUUUCUGCACCCGACUGAUGUUGUUCUGUUGUGCACUCCUCAGAGAAGAUCCCACCAUAUGAGCCAAAUAUCCCUGAACCAACAAGCAGAGCUGAACUCAUGAAACGUAAGAUUUAUACAUAUAUUUUUAAAACAUCUACAUAUCUAUAUCUAUAUAUAUAUAUAUAUAUACAUAUAUAUAUAUAUAUAUAUAUAUAUAUAUAUAUUAUUAUUAUUAUUAUUAUUAUUUUUUUUUUUUUUUUUUUAAACUAAGGCUGCACAUACACAAUUUUACCUGAUCACUGUCUGAGUAUUCACAACAAGGGCCUGUGUCUAGUCCAUUAAUCAGUGCAGUUCAGCAUUUCCAGACACAAAAGUGUAUCAGCUGUUUAACCGUCUUAGUUGAAGAUGGUUCAAUUACUGAACACUGCCGCACUCACCAAUGUCCCUUUUCUAACUGGCCAAUUAAAUGCAAGACAAAGCGGCAUCCCUGAUACCCACUUUGUCAACAACACUGGUGAGGGUCCAUAUCAAGAAGAAACUAGGCACAAGUUUUUACUAUGAAAAGCCAUUAAAUCAGGGCAAACAUGAACCAUACAAUGCAUUUUAAAACCAGGCUAAGCAGUCACUUCUAUGUCAGCAGGAGCGCAAGAAGAGAAGACAGCUGAAAAUGGACACAGGCCCUAAAAGAUCUGAUAACUUUGAAUUUAAUGCCAUAACUCAGAGAAGAUAUUUAAUGUAAACAAAGUUUCAGUGAAUAAAUGUUUUUUGUCCAACACCAAUAGACUGGAUCAAGCUUUCCCUGGAUGACAAAACAGCCAAUAAGAUGCUUUGGAUCACAGAGGGCGGGGCUAAAGUGGCCAGAAUGACUGAUGAGGUCACUUGCCCUGUCUUGGACAGACCAGAACGCUAUGAAUAUGCUCCACAGGUAAAAUAUGAAGAUGUAAAUGGACUAUUUAAGUAUGAAAUAACAGAAUUUACAACAUGUGUUUUCUCAUGUGCCAAGACUCUGUCAACACCAUUCCACAGCAGGUAGAGUCUUACACGAUUUUGACACCCAGGAAACUGUUUUAUGGAACUGAGGGCUCUCCUUGGUGUUUAUUUUAAUCCUGAGGUGUCUGGUUUGGCAUUGCAAAGCAGAGAGAGCCAAGCUUCUCUGCAUUCCCUGCUGUGACAGCAACAGUAAAUCACGGGUUGUGUUAGAUUAUCUUUGAUUUAUGUCUGUCUUUUCAUCCUUAUUCCAAAAGGUUCUCUGCAAUGAAGGCAUCUUGGGCUUCAGAGGCUACUGGGAAGUGGAGUUCUCAGGAUGGGUGGUGGUCGGGGUCGCAUAUGAACGAGCUGGUAGGAGGAACAAUCAGGGACCCUGCGGCCUGGGGGAAAACGAGGAGUCCUGGGGUAUCGGCUGGAGUGGUUCAAGCUACUACUCAUGGCACAACAGCCAAAGUGUAGAGAUCACAGGGAUCCCCAAAUGCUCCAGAAUUGGUGUUUACCUUGACCAGCCUGCUGGUAUGCUUAAUUUUUAUGUUGUUGAGGAGAUGAAGGAGGGAGAGGAGAGUGUGGGGGGGAAGGAGGUGAAACUUCUGCAGCAGAUUAAGAGCACCUUUGGGGAGAAGAUGUUACCAGGAUUCUGGGUGGGGACACAGUCACACUGUUUUCUCGUAAAGAAUGAGGAAUAAAACCUGACUCAUAAUAUUGCGUCUAAAAGGGAAAACAUAUCUUUCUAUUGGAUCAAAGCUUUAAUCAGGGGAGUUGUAUGCACAAGAUGACCUUACGGCAGCAACGUGGUCACAUAAACACCCGUCUUCCAUGUCAUGAAAACGCUAACCAACAUAAUGAAGGUUGCAAAAAAGCCUUUGCACAUUACAUCAUCUUCAAAUAUUAUGGGGUUGAUUCCAAGUACAGACGUAAAUUCUGACAGGUUCAAGAUGGGUUAACCCUCCACUAUUUUAGACUUUCCUGAACCCAUCGGACCACAUAAGGUUUGUAGUAAUAUAUAUUUAUAUAUUUAUAUUCCUCCAUUGUUAUUGUUUGAUAAGACUGUAUAGUGUUACCUAGUUUGAUAUGAAUGUACUAAUAAUGUCACGUUUGCAAAAGUGUGAAUAAAUAAAAAAACAAUCAGACUUUUGUUGUGGUUUGUUCGUUUGCAGAUUACUUACCACUACACAAUGCACAUGUGGGAAUAGGUGUGUUACAUUUGAACAUGUAUUGAUUGGGAAGUAGAGUAUUAAAAAUCAAACAAACAAAAAGAAAAAAGACACUGCCUCUUAAGUCCAACAUGCAGAAAAAAACCCUUGAUAAGCUGAUCUCUGGAUACAGCUUUUCGCCACAUGAAGUGAUAUUGUCACCCUGCAGUAUCAGGAAAUCUCAUAGCACUAGAUUUCAUCACACUUUGUCUUAUGAAUAUUUGCAAUCUAAACUUGGACAGGUAGAGAUGUUUGAGAUGUAUCAGAAGGAAUUCUUUUUUGAGUAUACAGAUAUAUAAGAAUAUAUUAUAUGUGUUUGUCGACAAGGAGACAAGGAGGUUUUGUGUUUGUCUCCUGUGCCAUAGGGCCUUUACUUCCUCAGAGUGGGAUUACUACUCUAGUGUGGCAAUACUGCUGGUAUUUUAACCAUGGGGUUGCUAAUGCUAACAUUACAGACUUGUUUACACCUCAUUUUUGAACUAUCUGUCCCUGAGGAGUUAUGUCAGGUGCCACACAGCAGUUGUUUUUGUAACCUGACAGUCUGUGCAUAUAUGGAGUUCUGCUUUGAUGUCCCAUUUAUUUAGGGUGACCACACUGCCUCUUUUACCCAGACAUGUCCUCUUUUUUGGGAGCUGUCUGGGCUGUCCGGCUUUGUCCGGGGAAAUUUAUAAACUACUUCAAAUGUCCAGGGUUUUGUACAGAAGUUUCAAGUUUAUGUCCUGUGGAUGUUCUAAUUUAGAGGUGCGUAAAAGACACUCGAUCUAAUCCGAAAAACUCUCAAAAUGGAGCACGUGCGACUCUGUGACUCUGCCCCAACAUAGUUGUGUCCUCUUUUUGGGGAUUCAGAAUAUGGUCACCCUACAUUUAUUAUUUUGUUAUUAAGUACAACUAGGUGUAAAUUUUGCUGGAUGACAGCUGACAUAGAUAAUCAGGUGAGAUGGCCGGGAUAAAUGUUCGAUUACCAAUCCGUGAGAGAAUGCAAAGAUCAGCUCUGAUCUGAUUUUUAAGAUUUGGAUUCUCCUGAUAAUAUAGUUGUAAUGUUUUUGACAUCAAACCUCAUUCUGCUUUCUUUCAAUGAUCAAAUAUUUGCUCAUCAGCCUGGAAACAGAGAGAUGUCUGUUCCCGCGACAUGCAGCUAACCACUUUAUCUGAUGCAUUCUUGGCAGCAGCUGUCAUGAGGCUAAUUGUCACAUGUUUGCUUUAGUAGGUCAUAGGAAGGCACAAGUAUUAGUUUCAGUCUGUUUCAUAACCAGCUAAAAACUCCUCACAGUAGCUUUAAUUUGGGCAGGGAGAGUGAUGCUAUGUGGAAGAGUCAAUCGUCUAGCUGCCAGAGAGUUGGGGGUUGGAUUUCAGCUCUAGCUGUCCACGUGCCGAAGUGUCCUUUGGCAAGCUAUUUAACUCUGAAAUUGCAUCAGUGGUGUGUGAAUGGGACUAGCUAAUUGCCUCAGUAGUUUGAUAUAGUGGUCUCUGCUAUCAGUGUGUGAAUGAGUCAUGCAAAGGUGAGUGUGACAAGGGAUGUGAAAGUGUUUUGGAUGGUCACAAGACUAGACAUACAAAGAGGCUAUUUACCAUUUAUUUUAAUUAGCAGCAGGUAUUUAUACACACGCUCUUUAGACCAUACAAGCCAGAUCAUAGGUCUGGCCUUGACGGCUGAAAAACUUUGUAUAAAUUGGGCUGUAAGUGAUCUUUGACCCACACAACACAUCUAGGUUGACAUAUUUUUACAGUUUGUCAGGUUUGACGAAGGUGUCUUUUUUACUAAAGGGGUCCUGCCUCCAUCUCUACCCUGUGUUGACAACGCUAGUCAUGUGUGCGCCGACACCUUCUUGCUUUUUUUGAUCACACUCCUAAAGUUUCAGGGGUGUCAAAUUCCUGUCCUGUUCCAGUCUCACUUCUAUCCAUACGUCAAAGUCAAGUGCAGACACCCCAUUGACCCCCCGCAGAGCCCCCGUUCCACUGACCUCUACACCUCCUCCAGACACCCUUAG